This is a messenger RNA of Octopus bimaculoides (California two-spot octopus), 1113 nucleotides long. RefSeq names its product small ribosomal subunit protein bS22, mitochondrial. Gene Ontology annotation, cellular component: mitochondrion. NCBI's taxonomy places the organism in Eukaryota, Metazoa, Mollusca, Cephalopoda, Octopoda, Octopodidae. The record is from RefSeq and is a predicted model, not a curated record.
AGAAGAUACAGAUUUCCUGGUUUAAAUUCAAUAUUUCCAUGUUCCGUUUUUAUUUCAAAUAAUAAAUUAAAGAAUACAUCUAAAACACUUUAUAUCUUUAGGAUAUUGUCCAAGAAUGAGUAACUAUAGGUUUUUAAAUAAACGAUGUAGACAUUAAUAAAAUAUUUAAUUCUUUAUAUUGUUAGUGUUCGUUUACAAUUUAGAAUAAUCCUGAGCCAGAAGGGUAUUUCAUUUAAAAUUAAUUGAAAUAAUACUAUAUCAGAAUAAAGGAACAAAAAAAAAAUCGGGAUGAAAAUGUGAGAAAAAACCGUUCAUUAUGGUUGCUCAUAAAGUAACAGAAAUCUCUGGUUCUGAAACUAACAGAGUUUCUAACAUGACACCUGCUUUAACAAGAAUAUGCCAUGCCUUUAGAAACCUUAUGGUUUCAGGCAUUAGUAAAAGUGAAUGGAAGAAGUGUUUACCUGGUCAUAUGAAAUUGUAUGAUGUAUCACACACCAGUCAUACAUAUAGCAGCAUGCCAAAGCAUUCAACAGACAACUUAUUAAAUGGUUAUGCAGUGUUGUCUACUUUACCUCACUCAGGAAUUUCUUUAAAUUUCACGAGACACAACCUUCGCCCUGCCUUGCCUACAGGUUCAGUGAUUGACCCUCUUAUUUCACCACUUCCUUUUUACGACUGUCCUGUGAAAUCCAAUAAAGACGUGUUCCAACUUCCAUUUCAUUCCCCGACUAUUAUCAGCAAAGAAGAUCCUUUAUCUUUUCUUAAUGAGUGGAUUAUUGAGUCCCCUUUGGCAAUACAAGCCAAAAAUAUAUUGAAAAUUAGACGUAGAAAAAUGAACAGACAUCGACUGAAAAAGCUGCGUAAAAGAAUGCGAUUUGUACGGCGCAAGGAGUUGCAUAAACGUCGAAAGAAAAAGGAAAAGCUUUUUCAAGCGAAACUUCAAGCUAAAAUACAAACUGGAAUAGACUUUGAUGCCGAAGAAUUUGUACAAGAUAAAUUGGCCCUUGCUCGGAAGGGAGGUUAUAAAAUUGAUAUAUUUGGUCGGUGAAACUUAUUUCUGAAAUUAGUUUGCUCGUAUGUUUAAUAAAGCUUGUCAUGAAAACUUAUUCAAAA